GUAUCCCGGGGGUCCUCUGUAGUACACACUGUCAGGCGGUAUCCCGGGGGUCCUCUGUAGUACACGCUGUCAGGAGGUAUCCCGGGGGUCCUCUGUAGUACACGCUGUCAGGAGGUAUCCCGGGGGUCCUCUGUAGUACACGCUGUCAGGAGGUAUCCCGGGGGUCCUCUGUAGUACACACUGUCAGGCGGUAUCCCGGGGGUCCUCUGUAGUACACGCUGUCAGGAGGUAUCCCGGGGGUCCUCUGUAGUACACGCUGUGUCAGGCGGUAUCCCGGGGGUCCUCUGUAGUACACGCUGUCAUGCUCUGGGGGCGCAGUUCCGCGCUCAGCCGGCAGGGGGCCCCCGCUCCUCGCCUCUGUUGCAUCACCGUCAGUGACGUCUGGAGGAGCCGCGGAUAAAACCGGAGGCGGCGGGAGAGGAGGCUGAGAGAGGGCGGACGGCAGAGCGGAGGAGACAGUCACACGUGGAGGAGGAGACACGUGGAGUCAGCACCACAGACAGAGGGGCGUCCAGCACCAGACAGAGGGGCCCCACAGCUGUUAGAGCCGCGCACCUAGCGAGGGUCCAGCACCAGACAGAGGGGCCCCACAGCUUAGAGCCGGGCAUCCACAGCACCAGACAGAGGGGCCCCACAGCUGUUAGAGCCGCGCAGGUCGGCACCUCAGGGGGCCAUGUCGGGGGGCAGCUUGAAGCGCCGGGGGUCCGGGUCCCCGGGGGAGGAGGCCAGUGAGAAGAUGCUCCGGGAGAACGGGGCGGCGGGGAAGUCGGAGGCGAUAGAGCUGAAGCGCUCCAUCACCCUGGUGAACGGCGUGGCCAUCAUCGUGGGCACCAUCAUCGGCUCCGGCAUCUUCGUCACCCCGACCGGCGUGCUGAGGGAGGCGGGCUCCCCCGGUCUGUCGCUCGUGGUAUGGGCCGUGUGCGGCCUCUUCUCCAUCGUGGGCGCUCUGUGCUAUGCCGAGCUGGGCACUACCAUCUCCAAGUCCGGGGGGGACUAUGCCUAUGUGCUGGAGGUGUAUGGGCCGCUGCCCGCCUUCCUGAAGCUCUGGGUGGAGCUGCUCAUCAUCCGCCCGUCCUCGCAGUACAUCGUGGCCCUGGUGUUCGCCACCUACCUGCUGAAGCCGCUCUUCCCCACCUGCCCGGUGCCCGACUCCGCCGCCAAGCUGGUGGCCUGCCUGUGCGUGUUGCUGCUGACUGCAAUUAACUGCUACAGCGUUAAAGCCGCCACCAGGGUACAAGAUGCAUUCGCUGCUGCAAAACUGCUGGCCCUGUGUCUGAUAAUCAUCCUGGGAUUCGUGCAGCUGGGCAGAGGAGACGUCACCAACCUGAGCCCAGAGCAUGCCUUCGAUAACACAAGUCGGGAUGUUGGCCAAUGGGUCCUGGCAUUAUACAGCGGACUUUUUGCUUAUGGAGGAUGGAAUUAUUUGAACUUUGUCACAGAAGAAAUGAUAGAACCUUACAAGAACCUACCUCGUGCGAUCAUCAUUUCUCUGCCCAUCGUCACCUUGGUUUACGUCCUCACCAACCUGGCGUACUUCACGACGCUUACGCCGGAGCAGAUGUUGACCUCUGAGGCUGUGGCCGUGGAUUUCGGGAACUACCACUUGGGUGUCAUGGCCUGGAUCAUCCCCGUCUUUGUGGGGUUGUCCUGCUUCGGCUCUGUGAACGGCUCUCUGUUUACGUCUUCCAGGUUGUUCUUUGUGGGGUCCAGAGAAGGACAUCUCCCGUCUCUCCUGUCAAUGAUCCACCCCAGACUGCUGACCCCCAUGCCUUCGCUCAUCUUCACGUGCGCCAUGACGCUGCUCUACGCCUUCUCCAACGACAUCUUUUCGGUUAUCAAUUUCUUCAGCUUCUUUAACUGGCUGUGCGUGGCGCUGGCGAUCGUUGGGAUGAUGUGGCUGAGAUACAAGAAGCCAGAACUGGAGAGACCCAUCAAGCUGAAUCUCUCACUCCCCACCUUCUUCAUCCUCGCCUGUGUCUUCCUCAUUGUUGUGUCGUUUUAUAUGACGCCCAUUGAGUGUGCGAUCGGUUUUGUCAUCAUCUUAUCGGGGGUCCCUGUUUACUACUUCGGGGUCUGGUGGCAGAAUAAGCCUGAUUGGGUACAGCGGUCUAUAUAUUCCACAACCAUCUUGUUGCAGAAGAUGAUGGAGGUUGUACCUCAGGAAUCCUAAACUCCUCCUGUGCCACCGACACAGAAUACGGCAGUACUUAAAGGAGCCGAUGUUACAAACGUCAGAUUAUUGCUGGGGACACUAUCCAGCUGAGAUCCCCCAAUACAGACUGAUGACCCCCAAUAAUAUAUGCAGCAACUUAUCCACCAUAACCUCCUGACCUUUGACCUAGCCUGUGUCGGGGGUCAUCCUUUUUGUAGAGUGGUCGUCUUAAUGUUUUUUCUUUUUUAUACAUAAAACUCUGAUGUACAAUUUUUAGUUGCCUCGGAAGCAACAUGGCCGCGCAGGUCAGAAAAACUGCGGACUUUGAAAACGGGCUUGUACUGGACCAGGCGACUGCAAGCGGGAAAUCCAGAUUGGUUUCCUGCUUCAGGACCAGAUUAUUUUUUUAAUACUGUUUCCAUAAGCCACACUGCCUGGUUGACGCUCGCCACAAGAUUGGCGCCGUUCUGCCCGCUUCUGCCUGGAUCAUCCUCUCCGCUGAUACAACGUUUCUUCUUGUUUGCAAAAGUUUCUAUUUUUAAGAAAAAGAUCUACAAAAAGCACUUAAUGUCCAGCGCUGCUGUGAGACUCCCUGUUACUGUAUGGACAAUAUGUCCAAAGGGGCAGAGCCUGACACAGGAAGUUAGAGCACUCGGUGUCAUGCCCCGCCCCCAGCACAACCCACUGCAUCAGUUUAGUUUGGAGAGUUACUUUAAUGAUCAUAACUUAUCUAAUACUGGAGCAUUUCCAUAAAUUCAUGUGUAGGAUUUUUAUGUAACAUUUUAUGUUUUAGAUAUUAAUUUAACGUGUUUGAGUGAAAUCCCCUAAAAUAUUUUAUGUAUUAAUGUCUAUAUCUCUCUAGUCUUACACACUAUGCAGGUAUUGCUAUAACGGUCACCUCCACCUCUGAACGCGCUGAUCUGCCAUCUGUACAGCAAGUUCAGGAUGUGUGCAGAUCAUCCGACUUCAUUACAUUCCUUUACAUCCAGAGCUGCAUUCACAGUUCUUCUGGCUUCUUCAAGGCUCAGACCUCCCCUUCCCUGUAAGCAUCUUCUGGUUCAGCAUCUAUAUGGCGUGUGCUUCACUGUGGUGCAUGAAGGACCUAUGACAUGGUGCAGCUCUGUGUGUGACUGGAGUAAGAGGUCAGGCUGGAGAAGGGGAAGCUACACGUUAUAAUACCCCUUUGGUCUGCAGGUGCUUUUGCGCCAUGAAAACACUUCCAGAUUGCAGUAUCCGAAACGCUAAACGGUUAUAACUUAAAUUCACUGUUUAUGCUCUUAAGGGCUCAUGCACUGGCCGGGCCUGUGCUGUGGGCUGCAAUGCAUGGGCAGCCGCAUGCGGAUCGCGGACUCAUUUACUUAAAUGAGGUGCGUGAUUAGCAUUUGGCGGUCCGAAUCGCAAAAAAGUAGUGCAUGCACUCCAUAGUGCUUCCGUAGGGGUUCCGAUCUGUGCUUCUGCACCGCAUCUCUGGGUUUGCAGACCCAUUCAAGUGAAUGGGUCCACAUCCGUGAUGCGGGGUGCACACAGCCGGUGCCCCUUGUAUUGCGCGGGGGGAGGGUCAACAAAUGUAUGCAUGAGUUCUCAUGACCGUUGUCCCCCCACUUGAAUGAGUCCGGAGAUGCGGUGCAGAACGAAACCCCCACAGAGUACUUC
This is a messenger RNA of Bufo bufo (common toad), 3805 nucleotides long. It is a transcript of the gene SLC7A5, whose product is annotated as solute carrier family 7 member 5. The transcript has 12 exons. Gene Ontology annotation, molecular function: neutral L-amino acid transmembrane transporter activity; L-amino acid transmembrane transporter activity. The record is from RefSeq and is a predicted model, not a curated record. Gene Ontology annotation, biological process: neutral amino acid transport; amino acid transmembrane transport. The coding region runs from base 674 to 2170 and encodes 498 amino acids. Gene Ontology annotation, cellular component: membrane. Lineage: Eukaryota; Metazoa; Chordata; Amphibia; Anura; Bufonidae.